AGGAGCCGGAGAAACACAACAGGACCGUCGCUCCGCACCGGGCGCAGGGGCAUACCGCGGUUUUACGCUGGAUAAACGAGGCACUGUGACUUUCCAGUUUCAGAAUAAGACAGGUGAGAAAUAAGAAAAGGACCGUAUCGUCUCCCGCUCUCAUUGCACACCCAAACCUUAAUUCCAGUCAGCAUGAGCAAGUGGAAGUUAUUUUGACCCGAUCUGUCAAAAUCUUUGCGCAAGAUCGAGGACAUUCUAACUCAAAAUUGCUUAUCUUAUGCAUAAAUGGGAAAUGUCACUGAAAGACGGGAUCGUGGCUUUUCCGUCCAAAUUUCUUACAGUCUAUGGAAAAUCCCCGAAACGCGGAGAUGGGACGACAUAUGAUUAAACUCAAAAGACUAUAUUUAGCGUGUCCCGGACUAUUCCCCAUAACAUCUACAUAACACAGGGUCAGUUUGUUCUUAAUAUUCAGUGUAUAAAAUCCAAAGAGUCACCACCACCUUCGUUCAAGAGAUUAAGAUCUAAAAUAAUAUUUCUUUUACGCAAAUUACAAGAAUCUCCGCAAGGAAAAGGACAUCGGCUGCAUAUAACUGCUUAGCGGAGAAGCCGGAGCAUCUCCCGGGAUGACGCGCCUGCUCAGCUGCCUCUUGCUGGGCUACUUAACGUGUAACCUGCGGAUAUCGGAUGCCCAGGGGGAAUACUGCCACGGCUGGCUGGACGCCUCUGGGAACUACCACGACGGCUUCCAGUGUCCAGAGGACUUCGAUACCAUGGACGCGACUGUUUGCUGCGGAUCCUGCUCUCUGAGAUACUGCUGCGCGGCCGUGGACGCCAGACUGGACCAGGGAAGCUGUACCAACGACAGAGAAGCAGAAAACACCGAGUUCGCCGCACGUAGAGCCCAUCUACGUGCCCUUCCUGAUGGUGGGCUCCAUCUUCGUGGCCUUCGUGGUGGUGGGCUCCCUGGUGGCCGUGUACUGCUGCACGUGUCUGCGGCCCAAGCAACCCGCUCAGCCGCCCAUCCGCUUCUCGCUGCGCAGCUGCCAGGGCGAGACCAUCCCCAUGAUCCUGACGGCGGCGGUGCCACCCACCAGCCUGCGCACGCCAUCCCGCCAGUCCAGCACGGCCACCACCAGCUCGGGCUCGGCGGCCGGGGGCAGCUCCACGCGCCGCUUCUCCCUGGGCCGGUCCGACGGCGCCGCGCUUGGCCAGCCGCAGACACAGCAAGGCUGCUUGGUGCCCACCCCGGCCUUGCCCCCAGGCCAAACCCAGCCGCCUCUACCGGCACCCCCUCCGCCGCCCUACACGUCCCCGGCCUGCGUCCCAGGAGGCCUCUCUCAUGGCCACACCCCACUGCAGCUACACCAGACCCUGCACCCCUCCCAAAACGGUGGCUUCCUUCUUCCACAGCAGUUUUUUUCCUUCCCCCUGCAGCCGGAGCCGUUUCCCGCCGGCAAAGGGUUUGCCGAUUUCGGGCAGAGCUGACAGACGGAGGCGGUGCCUCUCCUGAAGGUGGCGCUCUUGCGGAAGAUCACGCCUUGGCGCCCAGCCCGGGAUUCUCUGCCAGCUGGUCGACAAACUGAGAUGAGAAACACAAAAGCUGGGGUCCACCAGCUCUGACUGGGGACACUGGUGUCACUCUGACAGGCUGCUGGUCACCCUGCAGGGAGAUGUUCUGCUGGAUGUCUGGUUCUAGAGCAAACGGGGUGUUGGCAGGGGGGUCACUGGACAGCGACACCAGGGAGGCGUAUUCUGCUGUGUGCCGUCGGUUCCUCCUUCUUCAGUUUUGUUUUUCUUUUCUUCCCAACAUUCAACCAACAUCCCCUGUUUUUCCAGGGAAGGAGAAAAUAAUUCAAGAAGGACUUUUCUUCUGCUUUCCCAUUUUAGCAGAUACAUAAGAAUUGUGGGUUUAUUUACACUCUAGGUACCUGUUUGAGCCUCAGAGUUAACUGAAUUGGUGAUGGAUUUUCGGUGUCAAAAAAUAAAUUGAAAACAAUCUCGAGCCUUCGUAAAAAAGGGAAAAAUGAAUAGAGGACUUAAUUCAAACGGUAUACUAGUCUUAACACAGUCCAUAGAAAGUGGAUGAAGUAUGUGGGCUUUGCUGGGCCAGCCGGCUGGGGCAGAGUCCGCCAUCAGUCACUUCACGGACUCUGUGGAAAUACAUCGAUAAGCGAUCGGACCGCCCGUUUCACUCUGACUUGUCUCCAAGUCUGGGCCACAGACCUGGAAAUUCUGGGGCUCAAGACACCAUUAUGGUUUGGAUAUGAGGCCAGAUAAGGGGAUGGGAAUUAAGUGGGGGGGGGUUACAAGAGUAUCUCAAUUAGAGUCACACCUCAAAGUGCCUUCUUUAGCAGCAGGAGUGACUACAGGUGGACAAAUGUGCAGUGGACAGGGCUCAAACCGGGGGUCCUGCUUCUGAAUGUUGAAAAAAUGGAACGUUUGUGUUUGGUCAGUAUGGCUGUGAAUGUUCAUGAUGCUGAUGUAUCUAUAAUAACAAUAAAUUAUAGGUUUUACAUGCGGGGGUACACAGCACCAGGGAAGGACUACAGUUGGGGAGGCCUGGCAAAUAAGAGUUGUUUAAUAAAUAGUAUCUAAGUAAUAACCGUAAACCCCCCCUUAUCUCUGUGUGAGCAGCCUGGUGUCUGACACGCCGUCCAGCAUAUCCUGGGCAUCCAUGCUUAUUCUUUGUCUUGUUCCUGCCUCAUAUUCCCUCAUAUUUAGCUGAGCUGUCCAUACGGAGGCCAUGGGGGUAAAGCAGAAGUUCAGGAGGUCCUGGCCCUGUUUGGCCCGACCCAGAUAAACAUUCACGCUCUUGGGCUAUUUAAAUAAUCCGAAAACAUUCCUCUGAUUGGAUGUAAUGUGGAUGCCGGGUCAUUUAGGAAUACCGUACACUGACUAAACUGAGUGUAUCAAAUAAUAAACAUUUCAUCAUUCAG
Paramormyrops kingsleyae is the source of this 2927-nucleotide messenger RNA. The record is from RefSeq and is a predicted model, not a curated record. NCBI's taxonomy places the organism in Eukaryota, Metazoa, Chordata, Actinopteri, Osteoglossiformes, Mormyridae.